Messenger RNA from Colletotrichum truncatum, 342 nucleotides. Its product is annotated as mutator-like element. Lineage: Eukaryota; Fungi; Ascomycota; Sordariomycetes; Glomerellales; Glomerellaceae. The record is from RefSeq and is a predicted model, not a curated record. Gene Ontology annotation, biological process: regulation of DNA-templated transcription.
AUGUGGAAGCGGUUCCCCGAGGUUAUCAGCUUUGACAACACCUAUAACACCAAUCGCUUCAAGCUUCCACUCUUCCAAGCUACAGGGCAAACAUGUCUUGGAUCGGUAUUCAAUGCAGCAUUUAGUCUCAUUGAUAAUGAGAGACUAGAGGGGUUCCAGUUCUUAUCGCAGAGUAUCUUACAACUCAUUAAUCAGAACUCUAUUCGCCAACCAGAUGUUAUUAUCACCGACUACGACAGACAGAUGAAGGCAGCUCUUAACGAAUACUUUCCGAAUAUGCAACAACAGCUUUGUAUUCACCAUAUCAACUCAAACGUUAUGCUUAAAGCCAAGCAGAAGUAG